Molecule: messenger RNA, 1329 nt
Organism: Cuscuta campestris
Lineage: Eukaryota; Viridiplantae; Streptophyta; Magnoliopsida; Solanales; Convolvulaceae
Source: the annotation of a GenBank genome assembly
CUUUGAUGGAGGUAUUUUUUUUUUUUAUCAACUUUGAUGGAGGUAUUAGUUUUUCUCAUACUCUGUUUUUUUUUUGUUAAGCUUGGGGAGAAAGAAAGCGAAACCAUGGCGCCGAACCAACAAACUUCUCCCUCCCCUUCUUCUCUCGUCAUAAACCCUUCUUCAUCUCUGCCGGAGAAGACGAUAAACAGUUCUCCGAUCUCUGAACACAAUUUCUGAAUCGCUCUUCGUUUUACCAAGCACCGGGAAAUGCAAACGUUCCGGAUUUUCUCAGCUUACUGGAAGAACAACCGUUCCGCGAGCUCGUUUAAUCUCAUCAAACGGUUUUGCACUAAAAGAUCCAAGAAGCCUGGUGGUCAGAAACUUGUUCAUGUUCAGACAAGUGAACCCGUGGCAUCAACCUCGUGGAGAUCCUAUUAUAUAUUGGCUGGAGUUGGUCUAGGUGGAUUUGGUGGCUUAUCAUUUUUCAUUAAACAAAAUGAUGAAAGAAGGGCAAUUCCUAAAGGCCAGGACGUGAAUUGUGGAAGAUGUUCAAAUGAAGGGCCAAUAAUAGGCGGCCCUUUCAGUUUAGUUGACACAGAAGGCAGAAGGGUAACUGAACAAAACUUUCUCGGGAACUGGGUUCUUCUCUACUUUGGUCAUACUUCAUCUCCUGAUGUUGGACCAGAAGAAGUGCAGAAGAUGUCUAAGACGAUUGAUAUACUAGGCUCAAAGCAUGGUCGUAAGAUCAUACCUGUAUUCGUCACACUCGACCCACAACGCGAUACACCUUCUCAUCUUUGUGCGUAUAUCAGAGAGAUUGACCCAAGGAUAGUGGGAUUAACUGGACCAGUUCAAUCUGUGAGGCAGAUGGCACAAGAGUACAGAGUGUUCUUUAGGAAGGUUGAUGAGGAAGGAGGCGAUUAUCUUGUUGAAUCUUCUCACAAUAUGUACUUGAUGAAUCCAAAGAUGGAAGUGGUGAGAUGUUUUGGGGUGGAAUACAAUGCAGAGGAUCUGGCUGAAGCAAUAGACACAGAGGGGAAGAAAGUAAGAAUCAGCUAAUCACUAAAACUCACAUCUUUUUUUUCUCAAUUCAUCAAUCUUUCUCCUAUCAGUAUCUCUAAAGUUGAGCUCUUGGGAAUUUAGGCCUCUAACACUUGUCAUUUUUUAAACAAUGGGUGAAACAAAAUUUGAGACUAACUUCUACACUAAGUUCAGGUUUUGGGAAUACCUUACACUUUCGUUAUCUCAAUAUAGAUUUUGUUACGAGAAAUGAGUGAUAUUUUUCACACCAUUGAAAAAACCUACGAAGAGGAGGAUCGAUGAUGAAAAGAAAGUUCUUUUACUCCG